CGGCGGCGGGGGCGCGUCGGGGCUGGAGCCGGAGCGCGCCGGGCUCAGGGCGCAGCGAGCGGGAGCGCGGCGGCCGCGGGCUCCGCGGAGGGACGGACGCACCGGUCGCGAGAGGGACAGACACACGAGCACGCCGCGCCGCCCCCCCCCCGGUCCCCACCCGCUGGCGCCCACGCCUUCCCCGCGCCGCCUCCUCUGUAUGGCACAAACUUUCCUCCCGGGACGGAACACGCUGUCUCCGGGAGCCCGCGCCCGCGUCUUCUUCUCGGCUGGUCCUGAACGGUAGCUGCUGAGAUGGGUUGUGGAUUGAACAAGUUAGAGAAACGAGAUGACAAACGGCCCGGAAAUAUCUAUUCGACUUUGAAGAGGCCUCAGGUGGAGACCAAGAUCGAUGUGGCCUAUGAGUACCGCUUCCUGGAGUUCACCACCCUGAGCACUGCGGAGCUCCCGCGCUCCUCGGCGGUGAGGCUGGCCUCCCUGCGCGACCUGCCCGCCCAGCUCCUGGAGCUGUACCAGCAGGGCUUUUCGCUGGUGGCUCUGCAUCCUUUUGUGCAGCCGAUCCAUGAACAGGAGAAGACACCCCUCGAGCACAUCUUCAGGGCCAUUCUGAUCAAGAAAACCGACAGGUCUCAGAAAGCUGAUCCCCACAAUGAAGGCUACAUCUUGGAAUUAGAUUGCUGUUCCUCAUUAGACCACCUGACAGACCAAAAAAUCAUCCCCGAGUUUAUUAAGAAGAUCCAGGAGGCUGCGAGUCGGGGCCUGAAAUUCGUCGGUGUCAUACCUCAGCACCGUGGCCCCGUGAACUCUGCAGGCAGCAGUCCCCCGGGGGAAGCCAGAGAUGCGAAAAAGGAGCCGGGCGGGUGUGGGGAGAAGGAGAGCCCGGGGGCUGUGGACGUGUGCAGUGCUCCAGGACGGAUGGAUGGAAGCGCAGAGCCCAGCCAGGGCUCAGGAGAGGAGGCGCCUGGCGCCCGGCAACCCAGCUUGCCCUCGGCAGAGGGGGAUGGUGCUGGAUUGUCACCAUGCGGGGUGAGCCAGGCUCUGGAUGGACAGGAUGGUGACCCUUUGGAAGUGCAUGAAGAGCCACUCUCGGGAACAGAAAUGGAGAUCUUCGCCCUUUUCAACAAACCGAAGAACCAUCAGAAGUGCCGGCAAUACUAUCCUGUCACCAUCCCUCUCCGGGUCUCCAGGAACGGCCAGAUGGUGAGCAGUUUGGAUGCCAACUGGUUGGAGCACAUGAGUGACCACUUCCGGAAAGGAGGCGUGCUGGUGAACGCGGUCUUCUACCUUGGCGUGGUCAACGAUUCCUUACACGGCUUGACAGAUGGAGUAUUCAUCUUUGAAGCUGUUUCCACAGAAGAUAGCAAAACCAUGCAGGGCUAUGAUGCUAUUGUUGUCGAACAAUGGACGGUCCUGGAAGGCGUCGAGGUGCAGACAGACUACGUGCCCCUGCUGAACUCUCUGGCGGCCUAUGGCUGGCAGCUCACCUGUGUGCUACCAACUCCUGUUGUCAAGACGACCAGGGAGGGGAAUGUGUCCACCAAGCAGAUUGUCUUUCUUCAGAGACCGUGUCUACCUCAGAAAAUGAAGAAGAAGGAAUCAAAGUUUCAGUGGCGUUUCUCCCGAGAAGACAUGCACACCAGGCAGAUGAGGAAAUCCAAAGGGAAGCUCAGCGCCAGAGACAAGCGACAAGCAGAAGAGAAUGAGAAGAAUUUAGAAGACCAGUUUUCCAGAGCUGACGACGUGGGAAACUGUGUGCUGGGUCUGCAGCAGGAGGAUGGGGCCCCCGAGGAGAUGAAGGUCCCCAUCCAAGAGGUCACGGGAGAAGAGCCACAUCCUGACAGCCGGCUCUGUGUGGGGGGUGAGGUGGUGCAGAACGGUCCUGCCAGCCACUGCAGGGCCCCGGAGGGGGGCUGCUGUGGGCAGUCUGGUCCCGAUCCUGGAGAGGAUGCCAGGGAGGGAGGUGCUGAGGAAGUGGCUGCAGAGCCUGCUACAGCAGAAGACAACUGAGUCUCGAGCAGUUGGCGCUGAAGCCUGGUGAGGUGGCAAACCUGGGGAACCCUGCCAGCCUCCAGGUUAAGGGCUGGUUUGCCCUGGUGUUGUGUGUUACCCUUUGGCUUGGCUUGACCUCUCCUUGUGAGCUCACCUGCGCCCUCCGAGGGCCGGGUCCCUGACAGUGUUGGUUUCUGCACAUCCAUUUGAAACGUGUCAUAUGCCCCAGUGUUAGAAUGCAAGAGGGCAGGUUAAUGCUUCUAGACCCGUGGGAGGGUCUGGACCAUCCAGUGCCUGUGUCCACCCCCCAGGGCCUCCAGGGAGCAUUGGGAUAAUUCCACGGGCCUCCCUGGCUACAAACCAAGGCUGUUGGUUCUUCAUCCCCACACUCUGCUGCUUUCUGCAGCUACUUGGUGAUUAUAAGACCCCUGGAGCCCCCACAGCUGCCCUUCCCCACCUAAACUCCUCGGACCCUGCUGCUUUUGCAAAGAAAAUGACGUUGGGGAGGGGAGGUGCCCCAUCCUGGCUUUCCUCAAAGUAUUCCCAUAAAGACUGGUCCUCUGGAAAUGAAGAGGUAAUUCUGUUUGUGCCCCUGCUCUUGCAGAAUGUACAAGAAAGUAUUCUGUGUUAGUAUUAAUGCCAAAAACUUUUUUUAAAGAUUUUGUAUUCAGGACAUCAUAUGAACACGCGUUCUUUCUGUCACUUCAGGGCAACCCGACUGGUUGGGAGCCCGUUCUGUGCUAUUUUAACUGGUGUAUCAUUGGCCAGGUUGUUUCCUAUGUCUGCUGUCAUGUGCUUAUGUUGUCGGGAGAGUAUUGUGAAGGCUUUAAGUAGAUGCCACUGGUAAACCUUGGAGAGAGAAUGCCGAGUGUCUUGACCAAAACAACAGCCUGUCUCUUCUCUUUCUCAUUUAGUUACUUAAAGCAAUAAAUCGUUGAUGAGUUCAGUA
Messenger RNA from Equus caballus (horse), 2938 nucleotides. RefSeq names its product raftlin, lipid raft linker 1 (gene RFTN1). NCBI's taxonomy places the organism in Eukaryota, Metazoa, Chordata, Mammalia, Perissodactyla, Equidae. The record is from RefSeq and is a predicted model, not a curated record.